Molecule: messenger RNA, 3438 nt
Organism: Biomphalaria glabrata
Lineage: Eukaryota; Metazoa; Mollusca; Gastropoda; Planorbidae
Product: protein disulfide-isomerase A5-like
Exons: 26
Coding region: 216-2588 (790 amino acids)
Biological process (GO): protein folding
Cellular component (GO): endoplasmic reticulum
Molecular function (GO): protein disulfide isomerase activity
Source: RefSeq, a predicted model, not a curated record
CCCAGCAUUUGAAGCUUGAAGACAUAUUAUAUAGACUGUAUAGGUCUAGAAUCUAGAUUUAAUAUAAUAUAGACUGGACUGUAUUAGUAUUAGAUAUUAUAUUUACUGACCCCGGAACAAAUAGAAAAUCUAGAUCAAAUACUGAAACAGAUCCAUAUCAUGAUAUUGUACUAACGUGGCAACAUAUAGUAUCAUAUAGUCUCUACAGCUUGAUCAUGAUGCCAUCGACUUUGCUGAAAAUGCCCGUGUUUAAUAUCUGCAUCAUGACUUUCGUCUUUCUACUCCUUGUUCCUUGUUAUUUGGAUGCUCAAAAAAAUAAAAAUAGAAAGUCUCUAAUUAUCAGAAUAGAUGAUGUGAAGGAAUUUAAAAAAGUGUUGCGAACAAAAACCAACUUACUUGUAAUAUGUUCUCAAUCUGAAAAAGCAACUGCUAAAGUGUCUCACAUUUUUGAAGAAGUGGCUGAAGAAAUGAAGGGGAAAGCAACACUGGCCUACAUUAACUGUGGGGAUGACAAGAAAGUAUGUAAACAGCUUAAAGUUACUCCAACUACUUUUGAUUUGCGGCAUUAUAAAGAUGGAGAAUAUAACAAAGAUUAUGACAGAAAACUUGCAGUAAAGUCAAUGGUGAACUUCUUAUUAGAUCCAACUGGGGAUUUACCUUGGGAGGAAGAUCCAACAGCUGUUGAUGUAGUUCACAUAACUUCAGAAGAUAGUUUCUCAAAAUUGUUGAAAAAAGACAAAAAUCCUCUCCUAGUUAUGUUUUAUGCACCUUGGUGUGGUUAUUGUAAACGGUUAAAACCAGAAUUUGCAGCUGCAGCUAGUGAAGUAAAGAAUGAUGCAACACUUGUAGGUAUUGAUGUUGACAAGCCACAUAUGAUGCAUUUAAGACUUCAGUAUAACAUCACUGGAUUUCCAACACUAUAUUAUUUUGAAAAUGGUCACUUGAAAUUCAAGUAUGGUGGAGAGAACAACAAAGCAGGAAUAAUUUCAUGGUUACGAAAUCCACAAGAAAGUAAAGAAAAAGAAACAGAAGUCGAAUGGGCUGAUGAGAAUUCAAAUGUUUUUCAUCUAACAGAUUUAACUUUUAAUGAGUUUAUCAAGCAGAAUCCAUCUGUAUUAGUCAUGUUUUAUGCCCCUUGGUGUGGUCAUUGCAAACAGAUGAAGCCAGGUUACACAGAAGCUGCACAAUUUUUAAAAGAUGAAGAGAUUCCAGGUGUUUUAGCAGCUGUUGAUGCUACCAAAGAGAAAAAAAUAGCUUUAGAGAAUAACAUAAAAGGAUUUCCUACUAUUAGAUAUUUUAGGAAUGGAGAGUUUGCUUUUGAAGUCAAUGAAAGAGACAAAGACAAAAUUAUUGAGUUUAUGAAAGAUCCUAAAGAGCCACCACCACCACCUCCACAAGAAAUGAAAUGGGAAGAGAUAGAAAGUGAUAUUGUUCAUCUUACUGAUGAUACUUUUAAACAGUUUUUGAAAAAGAAAAAGCAUUGCCUUGUUAUGUUCUAUGCACCAUGGUGUGGUCACUGUAAAAAGUCUAAACCAGAAUAUAUGGCAGCAGCGACUGUCUAUAAGGAAGACCCUAAAGUUGCUUUUGCUGCUGUUGAUUGUACAGUUCAUACUGGAACAUGCAAUUCCCAUGAUGUUAAGGGUUAUCCAACUUUCAAAUAUUUUAAUUAUGGAAAAAAUGCGCAGAAGUACAUGGGUGGAAGAGAGAAAAAUGAUUUUAUUACCUUCAUGAAGGACCCUCAGAAUGCUGCUGCUUCUUCUUCAAAUAGUUUACCUGUAGAAACUUUAGAAAAUCAGUGGAAAUUUUUAAAUGGUUAUCAAAGCCUUCAAUUUUUAACUUCCACUAACUUUGAUUCAGUCAUAGCAGAGAAUGUGCAAACUUUGGUCAUGUUUUAUGCACCUUGGUGUGGACAUUGUAAACAAAUGAAACCAGACUUUGCAGAAGCUGCAGAAAUAGUGAAAAAAGAAGGACUUGGUACUUUAGGUGUAGUGGAUGCAACCAUAGAAAAAGAAUUGGCUGAUAAAUUUAAUAUAAAAGGAUUUCCAACACUCAAAUUGUUCACUGAUGGUCAUGAGAUAGAGUAUUCAAGUGGUAGAGCAAAGGAAGAUCUUGUUCAGUAUAUGAUUCAAUCCUUAUAUGGAGAAGAGGCAGCAGAAUCUUUAAUUUCAAAGAAAAAUUCAUCUAAAAAUGAAGAAAAACAUUUUCUCCCAUCUCACUAUGUGCACAAAUUAACCACAGAGAUUUACAAGCAGUUUAUCAAAGAGAAGGCUGCAGUAUUUGUGAUGUUCUACAAGCCUGACUUGGUUUUGUGUCAGACAGUUAAACCCCACUUUUUAAAAGCCGCCAAAACACCUUAUGCACACAAUAAUUAUUUUGCUGCUGUUGACUGUACACAAGAAGAAGCUUUAUGUUCCAUGGAAAACAUUUUGACUUACCCAUCUUUCUAUCUAUACUUUGAUGGAACUUUACAUAAAAAGUUCAUUGGGGCACAUCAUUAUGCAACCAUGGUUAAUUUUAUUAAUUUUGAACAAAAAUCAACUUCAAAGGGAACUCUUGAGAAUAUCAGAAAGGAUAGGGAAGAUCUAUAACAUUAACUUAGGGAAAAUCUACAAAAUAGAGAAAACCUAUAAAUAGAGCAUGUCUUUAAUAUUGGACAAUAGAGAAAUCUAUUAUAUAUUACAUAUUUGGAAAUACCUACAUACAUUAACGCAGCUGCUUUCAAUUAAUUCAAAAUUUGGUACAAAAUGAUAGGAAUACCAUUAUUUUAUUUUUUUACUUUUGUGUUAUAAGAGCUCAGAACCAGAAGGUACACUUAUUUAAAUCAUUUUUAGUAUUAAAAAAAAUAAGUGCAUAGGUCUUUUUUUUUUCAAGUGCCAACACCAUGGUGUAUGUCUAUAACCAUAUGUCUAUAACCAUAGAAAUUAAGAGUUCAUGUGUAAAACCUUUUUUCUAUUUUUAAUGAGUUUUUUUUGUUUAUGUUUGCAGAGUAUUAAAACAAUUUUUUUUUAUUUGCAUUGGAGUUAAACAUGACUUUUAAAAAACUGAAAAUAGGGGAAAAUUUCUAAAUAAUUGCCAGGGAAUAACAAAAAAAUCACAUUACUAGUGAAGAUUUUUAGGAAGCAGCAAUCACUCAACUAGGGAAGAUUUGUUAGGAAGCAGCAAUCACUCAACUAGGGAAGAUUUGUUAGGAAGCAGCAAUCACUCAAAUAGGGAAGAUUUAUUAGGAAGAAACAAUAAUCACUCAACUAGUGAAAAUAUAAAGCAUCACAUAUAAAAAAUUGUAAUAUUUGUAUGAAUAGCUUGCAUUUUAUUGAACCAGUUUUUACUUAUCAUUGAAAGUUUGGAGUGAAUGUUUAUAUUGAUAAAUUGGGAGGGUCAAUCAUUUUUUUAUCAUAUACUGAAUUAUGUUUAGAAAAAUAAAUCAAUAUUUUUUUCAUA